Messenger RNA from Cordyceps militaris CM01, 1116 nucleotides. RefSeq names its product Protein kinase-like domain. The transcript is spliced from 4 exons. The record is from RefSeq and is a predicted model, not a curated record. Lineage: Eukaryota; Fungi; Ascomycota; Sordariomycetes; Hypocreales; Cordycipitaceae. Gene Ontology annotation, biological process: intracellular signal transduction; protein phosphorylation. Bases 1 to 1116 code for a protein of 371 amino acids. Gene Ontology annotation, cellular component: cytoplasm. Gene Ontology annotation, molecular function: protein serine/threonine kinase activity; ATP binding.
AUGCGGGUCACAUCCCGGUCGCUCAACACGGUCUAUCCAUUAUUCACGGCUUACAAACAGUUCACACACGGCGGCAACUUCUGGCGCGACGAGUAUCUGCUAGAGCAGUGGGAUCGGCUUAUUCAACCCGUCAUCUAUCGAGACAAUACGUACCAUGGCUACAAGCUUCUGCGCCGCCUGGGCAGCUGUGAUUUCCUCACCGUCAAAUUUCUCCCCCGCGACGGAAAUAAUGAGUUGGCCAUGUGCAAGUAUAUCCAGAAGAACUGCACUAGCCCCUUUGUGUCGACGAUCCGCGAUCACUUCGUGAUUCCCCACCACCUGCACAACACUUCGCAGUCUCGUUUCGAGAAUGUGUCGUUCCAAGCCAUCGUGUACCCGACAACAGGAAUCUGCAUGGGCCGUGUAUACGAUGCACUCGAAAACCAUGACAAAAAUCCAAAUUUGCCGCUGACAUUGGAGCGCCGGCGAAAGUACAUUGGCCAAAUAGUUCAGGGCAUGUCCGAACUCCAUCGCAUUGGCGUGGUCCAUGCUGAUAAUGUCCAAGAUUUGCACCCCGGAAAUAUCGCCCUCGAUGCACCUAGCAAAGACGACAUGACGCGUCUCCUUGCCACGCCUCCCGCGGAGGACGACGUGCGCCUACAUGACGACAGUCUCCCACCGCCAUGGAUGCCGUGCCGGUCCACUGAGCCCGAGGAUAUCGGCUUCAGUCCCAGCGGUAUCAAAAUUAUUGACUUUGGUUUCUCCUUUAUCUCAAAACCUGGUGCCCUCUACACAUCCGACGACUUUCCCCCAGGGAACCCGGCGCCGCCCGAGCUCCUCGUUGGAGACAAGAGCACCAACCAGCCGUUCAAGGCUGACAGCUGGUAUCUCGGCCAGACGAUGUACUUUAUAUUGACCGGCGGAGGCCUCCUCUUCCGGCGUUCCAUUGGCUGUAACGAUGAGGGCUUGCUUGAGGAGGUUGUCUACGGUCUUGAUGCAUUACGAAGUGGCCAAAAGGAAAUUAUGAAUGAACUUCCUCAGGAUGUCAAGGAUCGAUAUAUGCCUAUUAUUCUGGGCCUGCUUGAGUUUGAUCCAGUCAAGAGGCUUGCCAUCCUCGAUAUUAAGCUAGACGACUGA